AUGUCCAUACCGUCGAAAUUGGAUACAUCUUGUCCACCACUUUCAACGAUAAAGUUGCCUAGGAUAUUGGCAUCGGUUCCACCAACCUUGAAACAUCCCGAGAUUUCAACGCCAACUACUUUGUCACACAACGCAUCAGCGUUUUCCGCUAUGAAUCAUGUUAACAAUUCUUACCAACAAGCUAUGCCCACAACAGAAACUGCUGGGAAAUCCUCACCAAAUAAACGUGGGCGGAAACCCUUAACCACAAUGCCGUCAGCUAAAAAGCACUAUCAGAACUUAAAAAAUCAACGAGCAUUUCGUCAACGUCGAGCAGAUUACGUUCAAGAGCUGGAAAGUAAAGCUUCGACAUAUGAAAGGUUAUACAAUGAACUUUUAAAAGAGAAUAAAAUUUUAAAAGAGAGAUUGGCAAUGUUAGAACGACGACAUUCAACUGAUUGUGAGGGAACUGAUAGAUGCACUAACGAACAAAAGGGUAACAAAAUAUCAACUAAUAAAAAAAGUACAAGUUCAUGUUGCAAUGUUGUCGAUACAACAAUAUAUACGGUCAAACGCAUUGAAGAUGAUCAAGUAGUUGAAGAUGUCGCGUCAUGUGACGAAAAAUCGACAGUACAGUCUACUAGAGCGUAUGUACAAACAUCAUACCAUAAACCUGAUGGCGUAUCAUAUAAUCCUUCAACAAACCAAAAUUUACCUUCAUUAACGCCAGACACCUUACCAUCCAUUAACUUUAAUGAACAACCACAAUUUCAGCAACUUGAAAAUCACACACCUGAAGAUUUUGUAAUGAAGGAGCCUCUCUUCUGUACCACGGAGGAAGGUGAUCUUUGUUAUUGUGAUCCUUCCAAAGAUUCAUCUAAAAGUGAUAGUGGGAAGAUUAUUAUUUCUAAAGAAUUUGUAUCACAAUAUGCAAAUUCAAUUCGUUCAACACAUCCCGGCACUACGAACCCAUUCAAUAAAUCUAACGAAUGGCAGCCGAAACAUGACUGUUGUGCACAAUCACUAUCACCUAUGUCUACUAACCCAUCAACGGCUGAUGAAAGUACUUUUACUCGAAACCAUCCUUUGGAUCUGAAUUGGAUAUUAGAUGCUCCGAGAGAACCAAGUUGCACUGCUAAAAUGUAA
Molecule: messenger RNA, 1125 nt
Organism: Dentiscutata heterogama
Lineage: Eukaryota; Fungi; Glomeromycota; Glomeromycetes; Diversisporales; Gigasporaceae
Source: the annotation of a GenBank genome assembly